Molecule: messenger RNA, 3017 nt
Organism: Anarrhichthys ocellatus (wolf-eel)
Lineage: Eukaryota; Metazoa; Chordata; Actinopteri; Perciformes; Anarhichadidae
Product: homeobox protein aristaless-like 4
Exons: 4
Coding region: 285-1388 (367 amino acids)
Biological process (GO): regulation of transcription by RNA polymerase II
Molecular function (GO): RNA polymerase II transcription regulatory region sequence-specific DNA binding; DNA-binding transcription activator activity, RNA polymerase II-specific
Source: RefSeq, a predicted model, not a curated record
AUACACUAUAGCUACUGAGGCGGCAUCAGUUUGAGCAAGGCAUUUCUCUUUACCCCGACAAACCUUCAGGGGGCUUUUAGCAUUUGUUCAGUCUGCAGUCUCUGGAAAACAUCUGAUUCAUUUUGUAACCAGUCCCAGAUGCGGCAGCGUGAGAGUGUGUUCGCAUGAGCGCGUCAUAGUGAGUUUGUCAGUGCAUGAUAAUUUGGGGGAGAAUAUCUGCUGUCUAGAGAACGGGAGGGAAAGAAGAACCGUGUGGAUUUUUUUUUAAUAUAACUUUUUUAGGUAUGAACGCAGCGUGCGUCUCAUACUGCGAUAUGACAUCGAUGGAUUCAUAUUAUAACACGUCUACUGCGCAAGGUAGGGAUCACCAGGCGAACCCGUUCAGGACUUUCCCGACCACUGAACCCAAAUACAGCCCCACGUUCAUUCCGGGUAAAGUACAGGCUUAUGGAGAGAAGUCCCGGAGUCCUUUCCAGCCGGAGUGCCAGUCGUUGGAUGGCGCUGAGGACAGCACCUUCAACAAAUACCAGCUCUUCAUGCAGCGACCGACCUGCAAAACUCCACCCGAAGGCAGCAAGCUGCACCCGGACAGCGGACACAACGGGACGCUGAUUCCCUGCUAUGGAAAAGACAACAGCGGCCUGACAGAGUCCGAGUUACCCCCGGGCGUCGACGCUCCCGGGAUGGAAGGCAGCUACCUGAACCUAAAGGCGCCUGGCGAGAAGGGCCUUAGCGAGCGGCCCGGCUCUGACUUUUCCAGCCCUCUGGACAAAAGUGAGGCCGAGAGCAACAAAGGCAAGAAGAGACGCAAUCGCACCACGUUCACCAGCUACCAGCUGGAAGAGCUGGAAAAGGUUUUCCAGAAGACACACUACCCAGAUGUUUAUGCCCGGGAGCAGCUGGCACUGAGGACGGACCUGACGGAGGCUCGUGUACAGGUGUGGUUCCAGAAUCGCAGAGCCAAGUGGAGGAAGAGGGAGCGUUACGGACAGAUGCAGCAGGUCCGGACACACUUCUCUACUGCUUACGAGCUGCCUCUACUAACUCGGCCUGAGAACUAUGCACAGAUCCAGAACCCUUCGUGGAUCGGGAGCAGCAGUGGAGCCUCUCCAGUGCCGGGUUGCGUUGUGCCUUGUGACUCCGUCUCCUCCUGCAUGCCGCCUCAUCCUCACGGUCCUGGAGGCAUCUCUGAGUUCCUGGGCGUGCCCAGUCCAGGGAGCAGCCACAUGGGACAGACACACAUGGGCAGCCUUUUUGGGGGUCCCGGGAUGGGCGGGGGAAUCAAUGGCUACGAUCUUAACCUUGAUCCAGACCGCAAGUCUUCCAGCAUAGCUGCGCUGCGUAUGAAGGCCAAGGAACACAGUGCAGCCAUCUCUUGGGCUACAUGAGGUCUCAGUCCAGUUCCACCCUGCCCCCUCAUGGCCCUCUUCUCUGGAGCAGCCAUCAGCGAGCUGAGCAUCUGUGGGGGAGGAGGGAGUUUUCCUGAGAGCACUAAUGAUAACACAGGUCAAAUGAACAGGGAGAGACUGUGGAGAUAACAGAGGCCAUUACAGCGGCCAACGCAACCAAGAUAACAACUGUGACUGUGACAAUCAGCAGAUGCUGAAAGUGAGAGAAAUACAGAGGUGUGACUCGGGAGAAGAUGUUACUGAGACGUUGCGUUCAUUCUCGAUUCCUUGAUCUCUCAGGUCGCAUUGAAAUAUGGGUUCAGUCCUCAAUAAACUGGGUAUCAUUCAUGAUAAUGAUUUCAGUAAGAUAAGCAAUAUAAUAAAUAUGGUUUACAAAAUACUAUCAUAGAAUAAAGGAAUGCAGUGUCAAAGCCAGCACUAGCAUACAGUAUAUAAUUUACAGAGGUAAGCUUGAUUCACAUAAUUUACUUCCCAUAGCUUGUUUUUUAUACCACCCAUUCUGCUCCACUCAUUUUAUUUGUGUUACUUUAGACUUGUCUCUCUUAUUGUAUACUGUACAUGAGCUCAAGAACAUAGUAACAAGUGAGUGAGAUUUCCGUUUAUGUCGGUUGCCAUUGCAAACUGUCCUUUAAAACACGAUAACUGGUUAUAAAAGAAAACGUACAUUUUGUCGAAGCUUGCGGUGCAUAGUUUAUGUCCCUGCAAAGAAGGACAGAGGUUGAAUGCAAUAAGUGAACAGAGUCUAAUUGAGUGAGAGCAGACAUGGCCUGUGCCAAUUUAUUCUAGGAGGAGGGCAGGCAUUGGAUUGGCAGCAAUUUCAAACCAACGUGUCAUUUCCUCCCCCAGGGCUGCCUCCACAGGUUCUCCUGCUAGGCUCAGGCCUCAGGUUACAGGAAACACCGUCUCCACUGGCAGACGAGGCCUGGCUACGCACAGCAGCCGCCUUCAACACCAACUAGCCACGCCAGCUUCAAUCAGCAACCAACAGGAAUAGACACACUUAAUUAGCAUUAAAGUGAGCCGUCCUGCCCCGCGAACACCGUAGUACAUCACAGCGCACACAAAGUUCCACACGCUGUAACAAUCAAUUCACCGUCAGACGUGGGCUCAGCAAAGGUGACUCUCGGAUUUGUAGCUCGCUCACACAAUCCGUCACAUGCCAGAAACUGCCGGCCAAAUCAGUGGCCCCAAUCGUCCCAAAGAGCAUUCUGUAAUGUCUAGGUAAUGUGAUGACUUUAGAGCUGGGCUGCAGGAAUGUGGUGAAUAUGUCCAGUGAUUGCAGGAGUGUCUCUGUGUGUUACCCCGUCGGAAUAAGCUUGUCACCAGAGCUGGGCUGCAGGCUGAGGCUAGAGACAGGCUUCAUUAGACUUUUGGCUGAUCUCUCUAUGACGCCCGCUGGGCUACAUAUCCCGGUAUAUCUCCGGUGAGGAUGAUGGCAGAAGAGUCUGUUUCUGCUCCUCGUAGCUGAUUGAUCAUUGUAACAUACGAGUGCCCAUCUCAGCCUCCUGCUUGAGAGUAGAAAUGCAACUAACGACUUGCUUGGUCUAUAAAAUGCCAGAAAAAAAAAAAUCUUCAAAAGAUUUGUUUAGUGAGCCCAAACCCCAAAAU